Rasamsonia emersonii CBS 393.64 is the source of this 720-nucleotide messenger RNA. RefSeq lists its product as uncharacterized. Bases 1 to 720 code for a protein of 239 amino acids. The transcript has 2 exons. Lineage: Eukaryota; Fungi; Ascomycota; Eurotiomycetes; Eurotiales; Trichocomaceae. The record is from RefSeq and is a predicted model, not a curated record.
AUGAUUACCCCUCAGACUCCUGAGAACAGUCAACAUCCAUCUCCGCGGACUACCACUUCCCGCGCCAACAAGUCCAUCGAAAAAGGAGGGUGGGGGAAAAAAAACAUGGGAAUCUUCGUCCUCGCAGAAGUCGUCUUCGACACCCUCCGUCUCUACCCCCUAGGCAAAUACACACGAAGCUGGAACAAAGCCUUCACCGGAAGCGAAACAAAAACCCAGCAAAAGACAUGGAUCCAGCAGUACCGAACCGAAGAAUCCAGCUGCGAGCAUCUUCUCCAACGAGAGACCUACCUGAAAGAGGAAAUCGACGCGCUGCAGAAACUUCCCGAAAAGGACCUGACGACCGACGAAGUCGCGCAGAAGCUGCGAGCCAGGGAAGAUGAGCUCGCCAGGAUCAAGCAGGUGUACUGGCUUCAUCGCCAGAAGCUGGGCAAUCUGCAGUCUGGCAAGCCCCAGGGUGGCGCCUGGAUAAGGGAGUUUGAUCUCCAGCAAAAACAGAGGAAGACGCGUCACUGGAAGAAGGAUCGCGAGGCCUGUGAGCUCAGGGGCGGGUGCUGUGAUAGGGAUUGCGGAUGCUGUGAGCGGGCUCGGAAGAUCCUCCGUCCGGAAGGGAAGACGAUGGAGAAGAAGAAGAUGCAUUGCAGUGUGGCGUGUGGAUGCUGUGUUCGGAGUCGUGGGUUUGAGGAUGUUGAUCCGGAACUCAGGAAAUCAGUCCAAUAA